Ricinus communis (castor bean) is the source of this 3150-nucleotide messenger RNA. Its product is annotated as inactive TPR repeat-containing thioredoxin TTL3. Gene Ontology annotation, cellular component: cytoplasm. The record is from RefSeq and is a predicted model, not a curated record. Gene Ontology annotation, molecular function: protein binding. Lineage: Eukaryota; Viridiplantae; Streptophyta; Magnoliopsida; Malpighiales; Euphorbiaceae. The transcript has 5 exons. The coding region runs from base 837 to 2705 and encodes 622 amino acids.
GUGGAAAAACAAAUACUAUAAUAAGGGGCAGAUAAUAAAAUGCCACUUCUCUAUCAGAUUAGGUUUUGGUUUCUACAGCUGUCUGCAAACGUGGGAUAUGCUCAAGAAAACACCAACGUGCCCUCCUCUCUCUUUCUUAGUGCAAAUUCAUCAUGAAUUGGCUGUAAGGAAUAUAGAAUGAGAGAGGACCCUUUUUCCCAAUGUAAUGGAAAAUCUUGCUAAAAAUCUAUUGAUCCACAUUUCACACAAGACCGAUUCUUGUGCUUUCCUUUUUCCACCGCAUAACAAACCCAAAAAAAAAAAAGAAAAAAAUCAAACAGAAAACAGAAAAAAGAAAUCAACAAUCAAAAUCCAACCUAACUUGCACUUUUCUUCAAAAAAGAAACCAACAACUUAUUAACAAAACCCAAGUGGAAUAUUACUAAUUCCUUGAUUUUUUUUUUUUGUUGUUGUUUUCUUUUGCCUCAUUAUGCCAUCUAUAUCAUUUCUCUGACCAAAAGAGAUAGAAAACACAAAGACUUUAUUGUUUCUUGGCAGCCACUCCAGGAGGCCUUGUAAAUCAUCUCCUGGGGCUUGGCUCUACUUUUAAAAAAAAACAUCCUUUCUUACUUUUUCACAUUUUCAAUUCUUUUUCUUUUCUUUUCUUUUCCUUCAGGAUUCCAAAACAAUCUUGAUCUUCCUGGCCCUUGUUUAUGUCCUCUAGAUUUCAUCCCAACAAUAAUGUUGGAACGUACAUUUGCUUUCAGAUUUUAAUUAAUGUCUACCACCAAAUGUUGUUUCUUGGCGUUGUCUAUAGCAAUUGAGCAGAGAAAAAGGUUUAAGAGGACAUCAGACAAAUGGGAGACAUUUCACCUGAUAAAAAAUCAGGUUGUGGCCUACUAAACGCAGUCUUUGGCCGGAGAAGUUUUUGGCCAAGAAGAACUACAUCUGCUAGCUCACUUCCUACGGUGAGUGGCAACACCUUCAUCAGAACGCCAAGCACUCCAAAAAGGCGGAGAAGUGGCUCUGAUGAGGCUGCAUUUUUAGAAAUCUCAACAGGCACAUCAGAUGCUCCUCCCAAACCUAUAACAAAAGCUCCAGAUCAUCCCAAGAUUCCUCCUAUACUACAACAACAACAUCAUCAACAAAAUGCUCAUGCCCAGCAACAACAACAACAAAAUUGUGGGAGAAAACCUGUAGAUGAAGCAAAGAAAAUAUUGCCUGAUCAUGGCAAUCAAAACUAUGCUUAUGUACACCAAGGAAGGAAGCUACCAAAAGAAGCAGUUGGGAUAUCCGGUGAGCUUGAAAUCAUGAUUGCUGAUCACCAAAAGAAUAAUGGAAGCAACACGCUUGUUCGGGCUUCGUCAAGCAAUGUAAUGCUUUUUGGCAAUUUAGGUAAUCUGAGGCAACCAGGAGCAGGAGGAGGAGGAAAUAUGAGUUCAUAUAAUGUUCUUGAUCACCUUCCUAAGACUGCAAGAGAAGAGAAUCCAGUACCAAAUGGGAAGUACCCGAAUAGUGUGAUGGGAAAUGUGAUCAAGAAACAACAUGAAGAGAAACCAGGUGUAGAGCAGCAGCCGGCAGGCGGUUCUUUAUGCAGGGCUCUUUCUACUAGAAUGGACCCUGAACAAUUGAAAAUUAUGGGUAAUGAAGAUUACAAGAAUGGGAAUUUUGCAGAGGCAUUGGCUUUGUACGAUGCAGCAAUAUCCAUUGAUCCUAAUAAAGCUUCUUAUCGAAGCAACAAAAGUGCAGCAUUAACAGCUUUAGGUAGGCUUCUUGAGGCAGUUUUUGAGUGCAGAGAAGCCAUUCGAAUUGAUCCGCAUUAUCAUAGAGCUCAUCAUCGUUUAGCAAAUUUAUGUGUCAGAUUAGGGGAUGGGGAAAAGGCUAUGUAUCACUACAAACAUUCAGGGCCAGAAGCUGACCAUGUUGACAUUGCUAAAGCUAAAGGUCUUCAGGUUCAUCUCAACAAGUGCACCGAGGCACGAAGACUACGAGACUGGAACACCCUGAUCAAGGAGACCAAGGCUGCCAUUUCUUCAGGUGCAGAUUCAGCUCCACAAAUAUAUGCAUUGCAAGCUGAAGCCUUAAUGAAAAUACGUAGGCAUCAAGAAGCAGACGAAGUAUUGAAAAAGGGGCCAAAUUUCGAUGUUGAUGACUGUACUAAAUAUUUUGGCCCUAUUGCUAAUGCAAAUCUGUUAAUGGUUCGAGCUCAGGUUGACAUGGCUGUCGGCAGAUUUGAUGAUGCUUUGGCUAAGGCUCAACGGGCAACUAGACUUGAUUCUAACAACAAGGAAGCAGGUACGGUAAUGAGGAAGGCAAGAGCUGUGGCAGCAGCUAGAUCAAAUGGUAAUCAACUUUUUAAGGCAGCCAAAUUCUAUGAAGCAUCUAAUGUAUAUGGUGAAGGACUUGAGCAUGAUCCUUACAACUCCGUGCUGUUGUGCAACCGAGCCGCCUGCCGGUGUAAACUUGGGCAAUAUGAAAAAGCUGUGGAGGAUUGCAAUGCUGCUCUCAGUCUCCGCCCUGGAUACUGCAAGGCGAGACUAAGAAGAGCAGAUUGCUACACCAAGCUGGGAAAAUUGGAAGCUUCGAUACAAGACUUCGAGAUAUUACAAAAAGAAGCACCGGAUGAUGAAGAAGUAAGCAAGGGUUUGUUAGAGGCUAAAGCACAAGCUAAGAGGACUAAUAGGGGUGGUGGGGGGUACCAAGAAUUGAAGUGUAAUGCAGCUUGAAAUUAGAGAAAACCAGUAAAGUAGUGAAAAGGUGGAAAUCAGUGGUACACUCCAUUCAUGCAUGCAAGAACCCAACAACAUGAGGCCAAUAGUACCAAAAACUUAUCAUGGCUGUGGGCAUUAUUGGGGAUGAGAGGACGAGAAAAGGAAAGAUCAAAUUAGAGAAGCAAAUUAUUAAAAAAGGAAAAGAAAAGAAAGUGGUUUAAUUUAGAGAAGAAAACUUAGCAUGAUGGUGUUUAAUAAUAAUUCUUAUUUGUAAAGACAAAAACAAGAUUUAGCCAAAUUUCCUUUUCUUUUCUUUUCUUUUCAUUUUCAAAAUAAUAAUUGUAUAGUUGUAUGAUUGUGUUGAAGAUUUCUUUUUUCUUUUUUAGAGAAGUUGAUUGAUAUUGCUUUGUAAGAAUACGCAAAUUUAAACCUUUGGAAGGAUGAAGAGAGUUUAGUGUUC